GGGGCCCUGGCCACGGCCACGGCCCCGGCCCGCAACGUGCUGCUUCUCCUGGCGGAUGACGGUGGCUUUGAGAGCGGCACCUACAACAACUCGGCCAUCCGGACACCCAACCUGGAUGCGCUGGCCCGGCGCAGCGUGGUCUUCCAGAACGCCUUCACCUCCGUCAGCAGCUGCUCCCCCAGCCGGGCCAGCAUCCUGACUGGCUUACCCCAGCACCAGAAUGGGAUGUACGGGCUGCACCAGGACGUGCACCACUUCAACUCCUUCGACAGCGUGCAGAGCCUGCCCCGGCUGCUCAGCCAAGCACGCGUCCGAACAGGGAUAAUUGGGAAGAAGCAUGUUGGGCCUGAGGCUGUCUACCCCUUCGACUUUGCCUACACAGAGGAGAACAGUUCGGUCUUGCAGGUUGGGAGAAACAUCACUCGAAUCAAAGCGCUUGUCCGGCAGUUCCUGCAGAGCCAGGAUGACAGGCCUUUCUUCCUCUACGUCGCCUUCCACGACCCCCACCGCUGCGGGCACUCCCAGCCCCAAUAUGGGGCCUUUUGUGAGAAAUUUGGCAACGGAGAGAGCGGCAUGGGCUGGAUCCCUGACUGGAAGCCACAGCUCUACCACCCAGAGCAAGUGCAGGUUCCCCACUUUGUUCCAGACACGCCGGCUGCCCGGGCGGACCUGGCAGCCCAGUACACAACCAUUGGGCGCAUGGACCAAGGGAUCGGGCUGGUCCUGGAGGAGCUGCGGCGUGCCGGCUUCCACAACAGCACACUGGUGAUCUACACCUCCGACAACGGCAUCCCCUUCCCCAGCGGCAGGACCAACCUCUACCGUUCUGGCACCGCCGAGCCCCUGCUGAUCUCCUCCCCCGAGCACACCGAGCGCUGGGGGCAAGUCAGCCAGGCCUUCGCCACCCUCCUGGAUCUGACACCGACCAUUUUGGACUGGUUCUCCAUCCCCUACCCUUCUUACAGCAUCUUUGGCACGAAGCGGGUGCAGCUCACUGGAAAGUCUCUCCUGCCAGCACUGGAGUCGGAGCAGCCCUGGGCCACCGCCUUCAGCAGCCAGAGCCACCACGAGGUGACCAUGUACUACCCCAUGCGAGCCAUCCAGCACCACCAGUUCCGCCUCAUUCACAACCUCAACUACAAGAUGCCCUUUCCCAUCGACCAGGACUUCUACGUCUCACCCACUUUCCAAGACCUGCUCAACCGCACCAGGGCUGGGCAGCCAACCCACUGGAACAAGACCCUGCACCAGUACUACUACAGGGACCGCUGGGAGCUCUUCGACUGCAGCCGUGACCCCACCGAGAGCCAGAACCUGGCCCCUGACCCCCGCUACGCCACCGUCUUCCAGCUGCUUCGCACGCAGCUCUUGAAGUGGCAGUGGGACACGAGUGACCCUUGGGUAUGUGCCCCUGACGCUGUCCUGGAGGAGAAACUGAGCCCCCAGUGCCGGCCACUGCACAACGAGCUGUGAGC
Haliaeetus leucocephalus (bald eagle) is the source of this 1475-nucleotide messenger RNA. It is a transcript of the gene SGSH, whose product is annotated as N-sulfoglucosamine sulfohydrolase. Gene Ontology annotation, molecular function: N-sulfoglucosamine sulfohydrolase activity. NCBI's taxonomy places the organism in Eukaryota, Metazoa, Chordata, Aves, Accipitriformes, Accipitridae. The annotation marks the transcript as partial. The record is from RefSeq and is a predicted model, not a curated record. Gene Ontology annotation, biological process: heparan sulfate proteoglycan catabolic process; glycosaminoglycan catabolic process. The transcript has 8 exons.